This is a messenger RNA of Drosophila simulans, 1185 nucleotides long. RefSeq lists its product as uncharacterized. Lineage: Eukaryota; Metazoa; Arthropoda; Insecta; Diptera; Drosophilidae. The record is from RefSeq and is a predicted model, not a curated record. The transcript has 2 exons. The coding region runs from base 124 to 1065 and encodes 313 amino acids.
AAUUAUUGCUAUUGCUGGAGCUGUCGUAAGUCCAAUUACAAGCUUGGGUUGCCACUCAGACGAGGGCGUUGCCAAAGACCAAGGAGCCUCUGGAUCGGCGACAGUUUUCCCUCAAACCUUGUGAUGACAAGUCGCUGGCUGCUAUUAAGUUUGCUACUCUAUUGGGGUGGCCAGGAGGUCUCCUCGGGUGUGAUGGACAACUUUGGUGAUGGCUUGAAAAUGGCGGGGCAAAUGUUUGGCAUCAAUACGGCCGCAGAUGUGGCUAAUCUGGUGGCCAAGGCCUUCGCCGGCAAUUCAAUGACAAAUGUACCCAACUUGAUUAGCUACGCCCAGAGUGGAUUCCAAGGGCUGCGGCAAAACAAUGGUGCGGAGGAACAGGAUGAGGAUCAAUCGGAGCAGCAAUCGGAAACGGAAAAUGCACAGGAGGAACCUCCGGUGGAGAGCACUUCCCGAAAACCUCCGCCGAUAUCCUUCGACUCCGGGCAAAUGCUCUCCAAUAUGUUGAGGAUGGUGGGUUUUGAUACGCGGAAAAUAGGAGCCCUAGCCUUAAAUGCUUUGAUUAUGGUUGCUCAGGCGAUUGGAAGCUCCCUGCUGCAGGUAACUCGAGGAGGUGGAACAUCUUUAAUCGAUGCUACGGAAUCCCUGUAUGAACCCAGCGAUCAUCGACCACGUUCCCUAUCCAUGGGCUCGCCCAUCGAUUGGUUUAUGCAACGUACAGAUCGCUAUAGCAAACGACUAAUCAAGGAUAUCAUGGAUCGGGAUUUGCCCGAGUACAUACUAGACAUGAUCGAAGCCAAGGAACAACCGGAGGAGGGUAAAACCGCUGGUUGCUUAAAGCUUCUGAUGUGCAAGGGUCAACCCAUCAUUUGGGGAAUGCAGGAAUCGUUAAAGAAACGCUUGGCUGGAGAACCUGAAGAGCCCGAGGAUAACGAUAGCUACUUUAACAAGAAAAUCUUAUUUAAACACUUGCCCAGUCUUGAGGAUUUUAGGAACCAUAGUGCUAGCUGUGAAGUCAAAUACCACGAGGAGUGCCCCAAAAAUGCAACUACGGGAAGUUAUCUUUAAGUGCACUUAACCAAAAUAAUAUUGAUAAAAAGUAAUUAAGAUGUGAUACAUUUUUAAAUGUACGCAAAAUUAUUAUUCUCUCAUACAUGGAAAUAAAGUACAGAAGUUUUUUUAAACACA